This is a messenger RNA of Schistocerca cancellata (South American locust), 873 nucleotides long. RefSeq lists its product as uncharacterized. The coding region runs from base 161 to 523 and encodes 120 amino acids. The record is from RefSeq and is a predicted model, not a curated record. Lineage: Eukaryota; Metazoa; Arthropoda; Insecta; Orthoptera; Acrididae. The transcript has 4 exons.
CCGUGCCGUGCGUCACGCACCCCCGAGCCAUAAGAGCUGGCCGACGGCGCUGGACACCGGCUCAGUCGCUGCGCAGAUCCGUCCGCCGCCGCUGCCGUGUCCUCUUCCGCCCGCCGCCACUGUCGCCGCCGUCUCCGUCACGGAAGGCCGCCGCCCCUGUAUGAUCUCGAGCACCGCUGCCGCUCGCGUUGACACUGUCCACCUGUUGCUCUUCGACUCGUGUCUCGCAUGCCACAAGAUGUCAGCCUUCCCACAAGGCAUGCACGCUGCAUACAAAGUGCGUAGCAACUUGCAGAAGUACGAGUCAAUGACCAAGGCAGAUCAACAGUCAUCAUUCAGCAGCUCUAGUACAGAUAACUCAGGCAGUGGGAACUAUCCUCACAUGGGAAAUAAAUUUAUGGAAGAGUUGCCCACUAAAUAUAAUGACAAGUUGAUGAAGAGUAUCUGGGGUUUCUAUAACAGAUAUUCUGUUCACAACCUGAAGACAAUUGAGGAUGGAAAUGUCAGCAAGAGCCAGCAGUAGUUGUAGCUGACACCAGAGGAGGUCCUGUCUCCACGAUAUGCAUUACUUCAGUAUAAUUUUGAGGGAAAUUAAUUAAUUUUUAUUAGACAUGAAACACAUCUGUAAUGAUGUGGAUCACUAGUCUUCCACUAACUAUGUGUGUAGUUGAAUAGGUGUAGUUGUGUAGGUAAUUUUCCAAGAAAUAUAUUUUAAAGUAAUAAUAGAAGUUCCAAUUGAAAAGAUUGGAAGAAUGUGAUAUUUUACUUAUGUGUUAUAAUUUUUUAAGAAAAUAUAAUCAAUGUCUUAUAUUUAUAGGUAACAAUGUAAAAUAAUUUAUGUUAAAGAAAAUAAAAAAUAACAAUGUUGUGAUA